Molecule: messenger RNA, 544 nt
Organism: Capsicum annuum
Lineage: Eukaryota; Viridiplantae; Streptophyta; Magnoliopsida; Solanales; Solanaceae
Exons: 1
Coding region: 196-531 (111 amino acids)
Source: RefSeq, a predicted model, not a curated record
UUUACUUGUUAAUUUCAAGAUUAUAAAAUUACAUUUUAAUGAAGUUUAUCUGUAGAUAUCCUUCGACUAACGUGAUAGGUUAUUGUAUGAGGUAUAUUCAUAAUUCAUUUGUGACACUGUGCACGCUCUUUUGUGACCAGUCAUGGUAUUGAGUUGGGUGAUGACGAUAAGAAGCUAGAUGAGACAUCAUUGGCAAUGUCCGGGAAACGACUAGAGCCCCUGCACAGAGCUACAGAAUACAGACUAGUAACAACAUCUGAUCAGGAGCUGAAAAUGGAAUUAGCAGCUGGUUAUAAUAAGUCUAUGACAUGGUUGUGCUCGCAGCAGCAACAACCUUUGCAGCUGUGUCUUGCUUGCAAAUGUUGUAUGUCAGCGACAGCAAAGCUCGACACUUGCACAAGUAUGCCUUGUUGCUUUGUUAUUGACCGCCAACUCUCUAAUAAGCCUUACGAAGUUUGUGCUUCUGUACAAUAUAAGUCUUUCAAGACUGAGAAUGUUAAACUCAAGGUAAAUUUUGGAUUGAGAAGAUGAUGAAGUGGAGAAA